Messenger RNA from Sus scrofa (pig), 3218 nucleotides. RefSeq names its product heme binding protein 2 (gene HEBP2). Gene Ontology annotation, cellular component: cytoplasm. Gene Ontology annotation, molecular function: heme binding. The record is from RefSeq and is a predicted model, not a curated record. Lineage: Eukaryota; Metazoa; Chordata; Mammalia; Artiodactyla; Suidae.
GGUUGCGGGAGAGGUUCCUGGACCGGUUACACCAGAAACCCCAUCAACCAGCUGCUUUGUCCGCCUCCGCCCCCGGCUCCCACAGUGGACGCCUUUUUAAAACAAGUGCGGGGCGGGAAGGACCCCCAAAGAAAGCCGGGCAAGACGGAUCCUACCAUCCUGUCUCAGAGGGAACGCAUACCAGAGUGGCCAGCUGGAGCUGCCCGGGGUCGGGAUCGCGGUCGCAGCGCCCCCUCCCGGCCCAGGCCUGGCAGUGUCCCACGGACACGGGGAUCCCGCACUGCGGGGAGGGGGGCCGCGCCUCUGCAGGGCGGGGACUGGGGGACACGCAGGCGGGGCGGCCCGGAGUGGCCCAGGCGCGGCCUCUGUCCCGGCGCAGCUCACCAGGCUCUUCUCCUGGAGUGUCGGCGCCGCCCAUGGCCGAAGUGCUGGAUCCGGACCCCAGGACAGCCGAGUGCUCGGAGGCCCCGGCAGUGGAGACGCCGGGCUGGGAGGCCCCGGAGGACACUGGCCCCCAGCCCGGAAGUUAUGAGAUCCGCCACUAUGGACCGGCCAAGUGGGUCAGCACUUCAGUGGAGUCUACGGACUGGGAUUCAGCCAUCCAGACUGGCUUUACCCGGCUGAAUAGCUACAUUCAAGGCAAAAACGAGAAGGGUGAAGAGAUGAAAAUCAAGAUGACAGCUCCAGUGACAAGCUACGUGGAGCCGGGUUCAGGUCCUUUUAGCGAGUCUACCAUUACCAUUUCCCUGUAUAUCCCAUCUGAACAGCAAUCUGAUCCGCCCAGGCCUACAGAGUCAAAUGUCUUCAUUGAAGACAGAGCUGAAAUGACGGUGUUUGUACGGUCUUUCGAUGGAUUCUCUAGUGCCCAAAAGAACCAAGAACAACUCUUGACAUUAGCAAGCGUGCUGAGGGAAGAAGGAAAAGUUUUCGAUGAAAAGGUUUACUACACUGCAGGCUACAGCAGUCCUUUCGAAUUGCUGGAUAGAAAUAAUGAAGUGUGGUUGAUUCAGAAAAAUGAACCCUCCAAAGAAACGGAAUGAGAAAAUGAGGGCAAGUCCAUUGCCAGGGGCAAAACUUCUGUUUAACAUAGACAUCAACAUUACCUGUAAGCAAACUGUGUCUGGUUUUUCUUUUUCUUUUUUUUUUUUUUUUGUUGUUGUUGUCUUUUUGCCUUUUCUAGGGCCCCUCCCUUGGCAUAUGGAGGUUCCCAGGCUAGGGAUGGAAUUGGAGCUACAGCUGCCGGCAUACAUCACGGCCACAGCAACUCGGGAUCCGAGCCGCAUCUUCGACCUACACCACAGCUCACAGUAAUGCCGGAUCCUUAGCCUACUGAGCGAGGCCAGAGAUCGAACUCGCAGCUUCAUGCUUCCUAGUCAGAUUCGUUAACCACUGAGCCACGACGGGAGCUCUUGUGUCUGGUUUUUCUACCUGAGAGCACCACUGUGAAUUGAGCUUAUUUCCACGGUGCCUUUUUCAUCCUUGAUGCUUCAGAUACACAGAUAACAGGGGACACAAUUCUUUAAACAUGGAAAUUGGCCUUUAUUUCUAUGAGGCUCCAGGGAAACGUCCUGUUACUUCCUCUUUCUUCACUUUAUCACAUUCAUGUUGUCUUAUUUCUCCUUGGCUUUGUGUCAGUUGGAUGUUACCUCCUCCAGAUAUUAUUGAUAAAAAUGUUAAAGUUUAUCCUGUGUGGAACUACUAGGCUGUCAAGCCUGGAGAGGUGAAAUUUGGUUAGAAACAAAAAUCAAAUUUCUGUUGUGGCCGCCACUGGUACUUUCUUUGAGAGCCCCUUUCCCUCUCUGCCCACUGCCCUCACUACACAAGAAAAACUCACACAGUUCCCAAAGUGCUGAUAAUAGUUCAUGACAAAGAAUACACUUGUGAAGUUAGGGACUUCCUGUUUUAUUUUGAUCCUCAAGAAAGGCUUGUUUUUCCCAAAAGAAAUGUAUAUAAACAUAGAAUUUUUAAAUUCAUUUGAAUUUUUUAAGUAGGCAGUAUUUCUGGAGGUCAUAUAAAAAUGAUUCAGGGAGUUCCCAUAGUGGCUCAGCGUAAUGAACCCUACUGGUAUAUCCAUGAGGAUGCAGGUUCAAUCCCUGGCCUCACUCAAUGGAUUAGGGAUCCGGCAUUGCUGUGAGCUGCAGUGUGGGUCGCAGACGCAGCUUGGAUCUGGCAUGGCUGUGGCUGGCAGCUCCAAGUCAACCACUAGCCUGGGAACUUCCAUAUGCUGUAUGUGCAGCCCUAAAAAGCAAAAAAAAAAAAAAAAAAAAAAAAAGAGAGAGAGAGAGAGAGAGACUCAUUAUUCAAAGUGUGGGUUGCUGCAAAAGCAAGGAGGUUGGAAUCCUGACCUCAUUACUGGAAAGCAACCAUCCCGGAGAGGACAAUGUCACAUCCAGAUACCUGGAAGCCUCUCAUGGGAAGAUCACAGCUUUACUGUGAGCUUCCAGGGGGAUGAUGUUGUAGGCAUGAAGGAGAGCAGGUUGGAGCUCAGUAACUUCCCAAUAGGUAAAGCUGCCCACAAAUGACAUUACUUUCAUUCCCAUUAUUGUACGCAUUCAGGCAGGGGCCAUGUGAUCACUUAUAUGGGAGACUUGAAUAUCCAGCGGAUGAAAGGAUGAGGCCAGAUGAUGCUCAAGGUCCCUUCAGCCCCAAUAUUAGAUGAUAUCUCUUAACACUAGUCUCCCUAACCUGGAUACAGUAGACCAACAUACCUUAUUAAUGGUUUCCAUAGCUAACCAUUUAUGGAUUGUCUUCUAGAUGCACUAUUUCAUGUAAAUUCCCACAGUCAACCCUGUAUGAGACCUUGUAUUGUCAUUUGACAGAUUAAGUCAUGAGGCACAGAGAUGUUAGGUAACUUGUCCCAGAGGCAGCUGUAAGGACAGAGGCCGAUUCCAGCCCAGGCAAUGGGGCACCCACUGGCAGUCAGUGUUCGGGAGUGUAGCUUUCUCAGGCCAUCAGUGGCUGGGACUGUGUGGAGGUGUUCUUGCUGCAUGUCGUGCAUGCAGAAUAAACAUGAUCAUGACCUCAGAAGUACCUUCUUAGACUGUAAUUGGGGUACAAAACAAGCUGUAUUUCCAGUUUUGAAAUUAGUAUAUGGAUCUACAUUUUAAAAUCUCAGACAAUCACUUUCCAAAAGUAUUUGCUUACAUGGAGUAUUUUUUGAUCCUUUGCAUGUUUGUGUUUGCCAAAAAUAAAUUUCUUUUCUAGCUCAUUCACUGAAA